UUGACCUAGUUAAGAUUGAAUUAGGUCAAAAUGGCGGACAUGGACUUGGAAGUGUGGAAGGGGGAUUGGGAUUUACCGUCUGUAGACACCAAUUGUUUGACUGUCUUGUUCAUAAAAGUCCAUCAUAUGCUGUACACAAGUAUAAUGCAUGUCUGCUGCAGGCACGAUAGCAUAAAUAUUCAAAUGCAGGUUGGCAGAAACAGCAGAAUGUUAUACACAUGUACAUUGUAUAUACCAAGGGGGUUGAAGUAUGUUCAGUUCAUUGAUAACCCUGAAGCAUACUGCAAGUUUUCUGGUGUCAGUAUUGAUAUUAAAGCCACAAACAACCCAAGGAAGUCACCAACUGGCUGUUUGCCGGUUCUCCGUCACAAUGGGAGUGCCUACACAAAAGUAACAGAUAUCUUCAGCUACCUGAGACGCAAGAACUGGGGGAUAGAUUUUGAACUGAAUUCUAAGCAAAGCGCUGAUAUAUUGGCAUUCACUUCUCUGUUGGAAACAAAACUUCUUCCUGCCAUACUUCAUUUGUGGUGGGGAAAUUCUCAGGUGUUUAUAGACAUCACAAGGCCCUGGUAUGGCAGCGCUGUGGGGUUCCCACAGAGUUUAUAUGUGCCUAACAGAAUGCAUAAAGCUGCCACAGAUAGAGUGGAGACAGAAUGUUAUCCACACCUAGAAAUGACUCCGCAAGAGAAGGAAAAUUUGAUUUACAAGGAAGCCCAAGAGUGCAUUACAUUACUUUCAAAGAGAUUGGGAAAUAAACCCUUCUUCUUUGGCAAGACCCCAUCAUCAUUAGAUGCCAUAGUUUUUGGUUAUCUGGCCCCAAUGUUGAAAGCCCCCUUACCAGUGAACCCCUUGUCCAAGCAUCUUGGCACCUGUUAUAACCUGUGUCAGCUUUGCAGCCGGAUACUGAGCAAAUACUUCCCACUAAGCAGAGAAGAACUAGAAGAGAAAAGAAAACGGGAGGAGGCUGAGAAAGCCCGGGCACAAGAGCUGGGUGACUUUCCUCACAGGACCAGGAACAUUGUUCUGGCUGUACUGUUUGCUCUUAGUUCCAUGGUGGCCUUUACCUUCUUCACUGGCAUGUUGGCUCUGGAGAUUGUUGAUGCUGAUGGCGGAGGAGAUAAUAUGUCAGAACCAAAAGGACAGGGUAAAAGGAAGAGUUAGGCAUUUUGACAUUUUAGGUAAACAUGGAAUGUGUGAUUUUGCUGAACAAAGUAGAAAGAAGUUAAUGCCAGAACAAAUGUAUGAUAUACUUGUAGAAAGUGCUAAGUUAAUGUAAACUGACUUUAAAGAUUAUUCUAAGUGAUUUAUAAUUAUUUUACAUGAAACUGAUGCUAAAAAAUUCAAGUUAAAAGUAAUACCACUUUAAUCUUAAGUGUAUUAUACAAGACUCUUGAUUUCACUGGUUCCAAAUUGCUUGAUGAGGUGUAUAUAAAUAGAUGCAUUUUCUAUCAGUGGCCAAUUAUCAGUACCUCAGAAGGGAAGGAUGAAACCACUGGAAUCCACUUACUUACUUAGGGUGAUGUGUACAUACAAGCUCUAGGCAUUUACUAACAUGUCUAAUACUUGUACUUAAAGGGGCUGUUCAUAGGGUUUGGGAGUAAAUAUAAAAUGUAUCUCACUGCUGUGGCUGACAGUUUACAAGAAAUAACUGACUUACACCCCAAUGAGUUCAUUACUUAUAAAAUUCCUCAGAGAUGUACGUGUGUCUUCAGAAGACCACCAUUUCUUCAAUGGGCAUCAGACAGAUGUAUGUUUACAUUCCUCCCCUUUGGCUCCUUAUUUAAAUGAAAUAUUUGGGCAGGGGUAGUGAUUUCUGAGCUUAAAAAGGAUGUACAUGUAACACUGCCCUCUGAUGUAAGGACAGGCCAGUUGAAAAUAAGAUUGGAAGAUUUGAUACAACCCAAUCCAGGGAACAGCCCCUUUAGUGUUGCUUAAUUUACAGCUGGCAGACUAUCUGCAGUGUAUCCUUCUACAGCUGGCCUCUGUGAACUGAACAGAGAUUCAUUUCAUUUUUCACAGUUCUCUCAGAGAUUUUGGCAGUGAUUGAAAGUAACACUGUGAAACCAUGUACAUGUUUGAUAGUUUUUGGCUUACAUUGUAGAUCCAGGUAUUAAUGAUAAGAACCUUGUAAGGAGAGAAUGAUCGUGUUGUGCAAGGAGUGCACUUUGUUUUCAAUAAAAUGCUUGUUAAAGAAAAACGUGUUUAUGAACUGAUGAUUUCAAAUGUGAGUUAUAUUUUUGUAUAUUGUCGAGCAUUUUCGUAAUUUCAGAAAUUGCUGAAGGAAAGUCACUGCCUUAAAAAGAUGUAGAACGCCCAAUUCGUUUCGAGGAUUGGAUGCGCUGGAAAGUGCAUACACAGUGUCAAGUCUUGCUUUCUAAAUAAAUUGAUUUUCUAUUACUGAUCGUGUUAGAACAAGGGGCGAAAAACCAAUGCGCUCCUCAUUAGUGCUUGUAAGCAUGCUUGGCUUGCUGAAGUGUUAGUGGUAGAUUACUUUUGCAUAACCUUCUAAGCACAAU
Messenger RNA from Lingula anatina, 2516 nucleotides. RefSeq names its product metaxin-1. Lineage: Eukaryota; Metazoa; Brachiopoda; Lingulata; Lingulida; Lingulidae. Gene Ontology annotation, cellular component: cytoplasm; SAM complex. Gene Ontology annotation, biological process: mitochondrion organization. The record is from RefSeq and is a predicted model, not a curated record.